GAUGGCCAGAUCUACACACACACACACACACACACACCACCUGUCAAGCAAGUUGUGUUGACUUUGAGAUCUGUCGUCUGAAAUGCAUAAUUAGUACUUUUCACCACAAUCGUCAAGCGAGUUCGGCCUCGUGUCCAUCGCCGUCAAGAAGCUGUGAUAUUAUUAGUGUUUGUACUGACUCUGUGAAGGAAACAGUAUAGUGUAAACACGACUGUUUUAUGUAAUGAGUGAUCCUCGUGAACGUCAGUGAUGGUUAUAGUGAGGAACUUUGUCGAGUAAACGCAUCUUUACAAAAAUCUAAUUCCGUUGAGUAAGGUCCAUCGAUACAUGGAUGAUUAUUGUGACAGUUCGUAACUGACAGAAAAAAUGUCUGAAUCAAUUUGAAAAGAAGUCGACGAUCAGUGAGUGGCAUUUACAAGUUUCUGAAAAGUACUGUUAGAUAAUUACUUGAGAGAGAGAGAGAGUCCCCCCCCCAAAAAAAUAAUAAUCAUAAUAAAACAGGAUAUUCCGCCAUGUGGACAUCAGUGUUGGUGGUGUUAGUGUUGACCCAGGGUCCUCUGGCGGCGCUCGGGGAGGCUCAGUGGCCUCGGCAUAUAUCAGGAGGAGGUUUGCACCGGUUUCCUCCUUUGGGAAGUGGCGGCCACAUCAUACAUCACGAGGAACCAGGUGUUCGCUUCUCCUUAAAUUUUCACCGCCAAGGCUUACCCGAACCUGUGGGAGGACCCAGUAGGCCAUUUUUCAACGAACCAUUCCCUAGAAAUUUCGGAAGACCACCACCCAUCGGACCACCACAACUAUCACCCAUAGGACGACCACCACCACCCAUAGGACCACCACCACCACACUUGAGACCAUUUCCAAUCCCGGCCAGACCACCUAGUCCACCAUCUUUAGGACCACACUUCCCUCCUCCUACAGAGCCACUACACCCACCGCCUCGACCAGUACCCCACUCCUCGCAUCCUACCAAACCACAUGUUACAACCAAGGAAUCACACAAGAUGGUUACUAAACCUUCCAUCUCAAAGCCUCACGCGUCGACGAUCCUAAAAAACCAACACCACAAUAAUGAAGGUCCAGGUGGCUGCCACACAACUGAAGGCUUCUACUUUGCUGGCCAGACGUGGUAUACUAAAGGAUGUCGGCGUCGCACCUGUGUUCAUUUCCGCGGAACCUUCCAUGCUGAAACCGACUCCUGUGAUACAGAAAUCUUCAACACCACCUACAAAUGCAUCGUGGUGGUUGAUACAAAUGCACAGUACCCAGAAUGCUGCCCAAAAUACCGCUGUAAUCCUGAUAAUCUAGGCAACUCGGUCAAGUAAAGUGCGAUGGAUUUUAAUAUUUUUAAGAUAAUUUGAAUAGACAAUAAAACUAACACUACAGAAUGUCUAAAAUAAAUAAAACCUGCCUUACAUUUUUGUGGUAGUUGUUUGUAUUACAACAGCAACAUUAUCCCCAAUUGUUAAAGUGGGACCUACAAAAAUCUUUAAGGCAGUGUUUUACAAUUUGUUGACACCGUUUAUAAUAUCUUGUGCAGGAUGGUUUGUUUGUUUGAGUAGAGAUAACAUUUAGAAGAUGAUGUUUCAGUGCUGUUUGUAUCCCCACUACAGCAGAUAGAAGGUUUAAAUACUGCUAAUUAUUGCAUAGAUAUUACAAAAGAAUAUUGAGAUAAA
Molecule: messenger RNA, 1673 nt
Organism: Homarus americanus (American lobster)
Lineage: Eukaryota; Metazoa; Arthropoda; Malacostraca; Decapoda; Nephropidae
Product: pollen-specific leucine-rich repeat extensin-like protein 1
Exons: 4
Coding region: 513-1322 (269 amino acids)
Source: RefSeq, a predicted model, not a curated record